AUGGACGACGCGCCGACUGUCCUUGACACUUCCCCUUCCUCACCUCUUCUUCCCAAUGGCACCCACAAUAUUCAACCUGACGCGUCAAAGCCUGUCCCCGUUGUCAAUGGCGUGGACCACCAGAAUGAAGACCCCACAACCCCGAUCUCAAAUAUUGUCGCGUCGGAGCCAAAGAUUGAGGUGGAUAUGUCAGAGCAACAACUAAAUGGUGAUAGUCAAGAGCCUGUUUCACCAGUUCAACUUAUCAACGGGACGAACGGCAGCCUGAAAAUGGAGGAAAUCGAAGACCACUCUACCCCAGGCGAUCCACCACCGCCUUCCUCCAACAGUACAUCACACCCCUCACCCGCAGACGAUGAUGACCAGCCACCACCUGCUAAGCGACCGCGCAUUCUUUCAGAUGCAGACCAAGCUUCAUUCGCUAAUUCGGCGACGCCUCCCCCACCGUCAGCCGAGUCCAAACCACCCCUCGACCUGCCUCAAUGGAGAUUCUGCAUCUCCACCAUUCGCAGCCUGAAAAAGCUGAAGGAUUCUCCCCCCUUCCUUCACCCCGUCGACCCAGUUGCCCUUCAAAUACCCCACUAUCCCACAAUUGUUCGUAAUCCUAUGGACCUUAUGACCAUCGAGCGCAAACUCGUCUCCUCCAACCCCGCUAAACCAGACCCCAACCCCGAGAAUCCCCGCUACCUCACCACUGACGACUUUGUCGCUGACGUGCGGCUCAUCGUCAAAAACUGUAUUCUUUUCAAUGGCCCUGAGCACCCAAUUACGGCCAUGGUUCGUCGCGUUGAGGAGGUAUUCGACAAGCAAAUAAAGAACAUGCCGUUACCUGUAGAGGCUAAACCCAUUCCCGUUAAGAAGCCAACACCGCCUCCCGCUGCGCCGACUGCUUUGCCUCAAAAAAAGGCUCAACCCCCUCGACAGAUAGCUGGGCGACCGAAGCGAGAAGUUCACCCUCCACCCCCCAAGGACCUUUCUUACGCAGACGGCCCCAAGAAAGUGCGGAAGACAAGACACGUCAAAGACGAUGGGACCUCAGAACAACUCAAGUUUUGCGGCAGUAUGCUCACUUUGCUGCAUCGCAAGCAAUAUUUCCCUUUCGCUGUUCACUUCUAUGAGCCCGUGGAUCACAUCAAACUCGACCUGCCUGCCUAUCCCAAAAUCGUCAAAAAGCCCAUGGACUUGUCGACGAUGCGCAAGAAGUUGGAUGAGGGCGAAUAUCUGAAUGCACAGAAGUUUCAUGAUGACUUCAAGCUCAUGAUCCGAAAUUGCUUCGCUUUCAAUCCGUCGGGCACGCCAGUUCACCAAGCGGGCAUCGAAGUCCAACGUGUGUUUGACGAAAAGUGGCAAAAUCUUCCUCCACUCCAUGACAUAAGCGAAGACGAGGAUGAGGAUGACGAAACUGAAGACGAGGACGCCCAGCGUAUUGCCAUGAUGGAGAGUCAGAUCGAAGCCAUGCGCGGCAACAUCCAGGCGCUCAAGUCGAAACCCAAAAAAGAGAAGAAGAAACACGAGAGCCGAGAUCGAGCUGCUUCUUCGUCAUCUAAGCCUAGUAAACCACCCAAGACGUCAUCGUCGUCGUCCAACAAGAAAAAGAGCAAGAAAGUUGUGACGGAAAACGAUGUCCUUACCUUUGAACAAAAGAAGGACCUGAGCGAGGCGAUCGCGCAGUUGGAUGGACCCAAGCUGGAGCGGGUAAUCAAGAUCAUACACGAAGGUGUCCCUGAAAUUAAGGACAGCACGGAGGAAAUCGAGUUAGAGAUCGACCUGUUACCAACGUCUGUCCUAACGAAGCUGUACAACUUCGUUCUACGGCCACUUCGGGCACCGCCAACCACCAAACGUAGUCGGCCAGGCAAGGGGACAGGUACUGGCGGGUUGAAGCGGAAGAGUAUGGACGAGGAUGUAGAAGCGGAGAAGAUUCGUAUGCUUGAAACUCGGAUGGCAUUGUUUGAGCAACCCGGGAAUGGGGCCGUACCGGCUGGUGGUGGAGGCCAUUCAUCAGAUGACUCAAGCUCGGGUUCAGACUCGUCAGGAAGCGAUUCCGAAUGA
Molecule: messenger RNA, 2052 nt
Organism: Mycena indigotica
Lineage: Eukaryota; Fungi; Basidiomycota; Agaricomycetes; Agaricales; Mycenaceae
Product: Bromodomain-containing protein
Exons: 8
Coding region: 1-2052 (683 amino acids)
Biological process (GO): regulation of DNA-templated transcription; chromatin remodeling
Cellular component (GO): nucleus; chromatin
Source: RefSeq, a predicted model, not a curated record